Striga hermonthica is the source of this 2556-nucleotide messenger RNA. Lineage: Eukaryota; Viridiplantae; Streptophyta; Magnoliopsida; Lamiales; Orobanchaceae. The record is from the annotation of a GenBank genome assembly.
AUGGCGUCUCCGUCGACCACCGCCACCAAUAUCAUGCUGGCGAUCUGCGAGAAGAAGACGAACUCGCUCGACCUCUACCGGCCGCUGCGCAAUUUCAUCGUCAUCAACUACUCCGAGCGCGAGGCGCAGAAUCUGGAGGACGAUCUCCAGACCCUGAAGCAGCUCCGCUCCGACGUCGAGCGUGGCGGCGAUUUGCCGUCGGCUCGGCGGGACCUCCUGCAGAGCUACUAUAAAGCCCUCUGCGCGGUGGAGUCCAGAUUCCCAAUUUCGCCCGACGAGGACCACGUCAAUACGGUGUCGUUCACUUGGUUUGACGCGUUUAAGAACAAGCAGAAGGCGACUCAGCAGAAUAUACACCUAGAAAAAGCUGCUGUAUUGUUUAAUUUGGGGGCAGUGCACAGUCAAAUGGGAUUAGGUUACGACCGAUCUUCUGUGGAUGGUAGGAGGCAGGCAUCACACUCGUUUAUAGCAGCAGCUGGAGCAUUUGCUUUUUUGAGGGAUAAUGUAGCCAUGAAAGCAUCAAUCGGAAGCUCAACAACAACAGAUGUAUCCGUGGAAUGUGUGGGAAUGUUGGAGAGGCUGAUGUUAGCUCAGGCUCAAGAAUGUGUAUAUGAGAAUACCAUUGCUAAAGGGAGCAGUCCUGGAGUGUGUUCAAAGAUUUCGAGACAGGUUGGGAUUUUCUACGAAGAAGCCCUGGCAGCCUUGAGUGUUUCCCCUUUAAACCAGCUUUUCGAGAAGGCUUGGAUUGCUCAUGUUCAGCUAAAAGCAGCCUUGUUUUAUGCAGAGGCCUGCUAUAGAUACAGUUUAGAGCUACAUGAUAAAGAAGAAAUUGCUGAGGAAGUCGCACGCUUGAAAAGUGGGGUUAGUGCCUUGUCUGAUGCCAAAAAGUCAUCUCCUAGAGGUGCAGCUCAGCAACUCUUGGAUGCAAUAAAUAAAUUGGAAGCUAAUAUGAAUCGUAACCUGGAGAGGGCCGUGAAGGAGAAUGACAGAGUUUACCUAAUGAGAGUACCUUCGGCCAGUUCUUUAGCACCACUUCCCACUUUUUCCAUGGUUAAGCCUAUGCCGAUGAACGAGGUGUUGGAUGCUAGCAGGGAAAAGUUGUUUGCAAGUCUUGUUCCUGAUAAUAGUGCAAAAGCACUUUCUAGGUACACUGAGAUGCUAGAUGACAUCAUUAGGACCCAGGCUGAGAAGUUGCAGCAGGGAAGUGAAUUAGCACGAGUGAGUCUGAAGGAAAUGGAUUUGCCUGAUUCUAUUCUUGCUUUGGAAGGGAACUACUCUUUGCCAACAUCUCUAAAAGAAGAUGUAGAGGCGGUUCAGAUAUGUGGGGGCCCUGCUGGUUUAGAAGGUGAGCUUCAGCAGUUGAAAGACUUAAGGAGGGUCAACCAUGAGAUGUUGGUACAGGUUGAGGAGCAGAUACAGAAAGAGGCAAUUGAUGACUCACAGUUUAGAAAUCAGUUUGGAACUCGGUGGACAAGGCCACAAUCAAGUACAUUGACAAAAAACUUACAGGACAGUUUAAAUAGGUUUGCCGCUAAUCUGAAGCAAGCUGCAGAAAGUGAUGCUCGAAUUGAGAGAUCUGUGAGAGAACAUUCAGCACUUAUGUCAAUCCUUGACGUCCGUCCCAUCGAGUCUGCUCUGCCAACACUUGCUAAGCCAAUUAUGUCUCUGGAUGCAAAUGAAGAUGCUACAGUAGGAGGCCUGAAGCAGAGCUUGAGGCAAUUGGAGAUGCUUGGUGCUCAGAGAGCAGGCCUUGAAGACAUGUUGAAAGAGAUGAAGAGGAAGGAUGAUAUACUGCCCAAGCUGAUGACCUUUACUGGUUCCCAUGAGGAUCUUUUUAGAAAGGAGAUAUCGAAGUAUGACAAAAUUUGUGAGGAGAUUGCUCAGAACCUAGAAGUACAAGACCAACUGUUAAUGCAUAUUCAGGCUCAAAACGAUGAGUUUGCUGCUAUCUUUAACCUUGAAGAUUAUAAAGCAUCUCGGGAAAAGGGUUAUAGGCAAAUUGAAGCUGCUGUAGCUAAAUAUCGAGAAAUCAAGGACAACAUUAAUGAAGGACUGAAGUUUUAUGUUACGCUUCAGGAUGCUAUCACGACAGUGAAGCAACAGUGCAGUGAUUUCGUGAUGACCCGAAACAUCCAAUGCCGGGAGAUGAUUGAAGAUGUCCAGAGGCAAAUAUCGGGCCUUAGUUUCCAGAACAGCAAAACCAAUUCCGGCUACUCCUUUCCUCCCACUGGGCAGCCUCAUCAGGCCCAAAGGCCCCAUCCUCAACCUCAACAGGGACCAAUGAGCUUGCCCACGACCCCCAAUUACCAGCCGCCACCUCAGCAAUCCUCAAUGCCCACAUAUGCUCAAACCCCCCAACCCUAUCAUUCACCUGCUUCAAAUCCUUACCCACCUCCACAAAACCAGCAGCCUGCUGUGGGCCAUGAUUAUGGUCAACCUCCAUAUUCGGGCUGGCAAGGCCCGUACUACAAUGGGCCUCCUCAGCAACCGGGCCCAUACACUGUUCCAUCUCCAUACCCUCCACCUUCCCACCCGAGUGGCUACUACGGACAAUAA